UUGAGCAUGCGCCGGAAAUGUGGAGGAGGCAUGAUCGGCAUAACUUUUUAAUCAGGAGCUGCAGGCCGCGAAUCGAUCAGGCAGAAUGCGCUUUUUUGAGGCAUAAUAGUGGGCUUCUCUCGUGACAGGACCGCGCUGCUCCGCUUGAGGCCGCUGGAUGGAGAAACAGCAGAUAUGGCGAGCUAACCGGGUCGAGCAGGAGCGGAGCGAGUGUGCGCGCGCGUGAUUUUGUGUGUGAGCUUGUUGGCCACAAUGAAGCGCAACAUUCAGAUCAUCGAAUGGGAGGAUCUGGACAAGAGGAAGUUCUACUCUCUGGGUGUCUUCAUGACCAUGACCACACGGGCUGCUGUCUACCCCUUCACCCUGAUCCGCACCAGACUGCAGGUCCAGAAGGGGAAGUCGCUCUAUAACGGCACCUUCGACGCCUUCUGGAAGAUCCUGAAGGCCGAGGGGACACGAGGCCUUUACCGAGGGUUCAUGGUCAACACGUUCACGCUGAUCUCAGGUCAGGCCUACGUCACGACCUACGAGCUGGUGAGGAAAUACGUGUCCUGCUACUCGUCCAAUAACACGAUCAAGUCUCUGGUGGCGGGCGGCGCAGCCUCGCUGGUGGCCCAAAGCAUCACGGUGCCCAUCGAUGUGGUGUCCCAGCAGCUGAUGGUGCAGGGUCAGGGCUGUCAGCUCACACGCUUCAAACUUAAGCCCAGGAACGUGACGUUUGGCCAGACCAGAGACAUUGUGGUGCAGAUUUUCCACGCCGAUGGAUUUCGGGGGUUUUAUCGUGGAUAUGUGGCGUCGCUCCUCACCUACAUCCCCAACAGUGCCAUCUGGUGGCCCUUUUAUCACUUUUAUACAGAGCAGCUCUCCAGACUGGCUCCAGUGGACUGUCCGCACCUGCUCCUGCAGGCCGUGGCGGGACCGAUGGCUGCAGCGACAGCCUCCACCCUCACCAACCCCAUGGACGUGGUCCGAGCCCGAGUACAGGUCGAAGGUCGUUCGUCUGUGAUAGAGACGUUUAAGCAUCUCCUGGCUGAAGAGGGUUUGUGGGGUCUCACCAAGGGUCUUUCUGCACGCAUCAUUUCCUCCCUGCCCACGACGGUCAUGAUCGUCAUCGGGUACGAGACACUAAAGAGACUCAGUCUGCGGCCCGAACUGGUGGACAGCAGACACUGGUGAAAACGCACAUACCUCAGCCUUUUAUUAUUUUCACGUUUUAUGAGGACCAGGCAAUAAUUGGAGGCAAUAAAAAUCUCUCCCUGUUUUUGUAUAUUAUGUAACCUGUGAACUCCGUUGAGUGCGUCCGGACCUGUAUUUUGUAGUGAGACGUCAUGAAACGCCUUAUUUAUGCUUUUCUCCCGGAAUAUGAGAUUUUGAAGUGACAGUCAUUUUGAAAUGGUGAUUUUGACACGUUUUUGUCAAUCUCAAGCAGUGCUCUUCACGUCAUCUGACAGGAAGUGAGAUCAUCACAUCUGUUACAUGGUAAGAAGAUUGACAACAUGUAUGGCUUUUCACACUUGAAACCCUGGAUCGUUUUUAUAACCCCUGCAGCAAAGUUAUUAAUAUUGUUUGGAUUAGUGCUCUCAGUCUUCUGAAACCCAAAUAUUGUCUAAUUUUAAUAUUCCAGUUUCAUAUUUUUAAGUGUUGAUCUCAAACACUUAAUGUGUAAGAUUUUUAUGACUUUUACACAUGCAUAUUAAAGCUCAUGUAUAUUUAAUGA
Messenger RNA from Carassius carassius (crucian carp), 1717 nucleotides. RefSeq names its product solute carrier family 25 member 44a (gene slc25a44a). Lineage: Eukaryota; Metazoa; Chordata; Actinopteri; Cypriniformes; Cyprinidae. Gene Ontology annotation, biological process: transmembrane transport; branched-chain amino acid catabolic process. Gene Ontology annotation, molecular function: branched-chain amino acid transmembrane transporter activity. The transcript has 4 exons. The record is from RefSeq and is a predicted model, not a curated record. Bases 253 to 1176 code for a protein of 307 amino acids. Gene Ontology annotation, cellular component: mitochondrion.